Coccomyxa subellipsoidea C-169 is the source of this 1029-nucleotide messenger RNA. RefSeq names its product HD-domain/PDEase-like protein. The transcript is spliced from 6 exons. The record is from RefSeq and is a predicted model, not a curated record. The annotation marks the transcript as partial. Gene Ontology annotation, molecular function: 3',5'-cyclic-nucleotide phosphodiesterase activity. Gene Ontology annotation, biological process: signal transduction. Lineage: Eukaryota; Viridiplantae; Chlorophyta; Trebouxiophyceae; Coccomyxaceae.
CUGGACAGCGAGGUGCUGGACUCCUGGGACUUUGACGUCUUCUUCUUCACCCCCGACCAGCUCAUCGCCUACGUCGCCCUCAUGUUCAUGCACCUCGGCCUUACCACCCAAGACGUGAGCAGGCAUGAGGUGUGCGCGCAGGUGCGCAACCAGUACCGGGCGGUGCCGUACCACAACUUUUUCCACUGCGUGGACGUGACGCACGCCACCUUCCGCUUCAUCCGCCUAGCCGGCAGCCGCGCGCGCAUGACGCCCAGCGAGAAGCUGGCCCUCAUGAUCGCUGCCCUCUGCCACGACAUGGACCACCCCGGCCUGAACAACGCGUUCCUGAUUAACACGCGGCACGAGUAUGCGCGGCUGUACAACGACAACAGCGUGCUGGAGAACCGCCACGUGUCGCUGCUCUACACUCUCCUGGCCGACCAGCCGCACGCCGACGUGCUGGCUGACAUGGACGACGCGCGCUGGAGAGACAUGCGCAAGACCAUCAUCAACGCCAUCAUCCACACCGACAUGGUCCACCACUUCCCCAUGGUCGCCAAGUUGAAUGCGGCGGCGAUCAAUGCGAAUGUGCGCGGCACCGAGGCGGCCGGCGCGGAUGCGGGGCCGGGCAUCUUCAAGACGCCCGAGGACCGCCACUUCAUGCUGGCGCUCAUGCUGCACUGCGCCGACAUCUCCAACGCCGUCAAGCCCAUCGCUAUUGCCCAGAAGUGGGCGAACCGUGUGCUGGAAGAGUUCUUCCUUCAGGGAGACCAGGAGCGCGCGCAGGGGCUGCCGGUGUCCCCGCUCAUGGACCGCCACACCACCUCGCUCGCCAUCUCCCAGAUCAACUUCAUCGAAUUCGUCGUCGCCCCCCUCUUCCACCAGGUGGGCAGGGUGUUUCCGGAGCUGAGGGCGACGGUGCAGUACCUGUGGGAGAACCGGCGGCUGUGGAACGAGCUCUACCUGGCCGACAUCGAGGCCGACACCUUCAAGACGCAGGCCGAGAAGGACGCCGACAGGGUGCGGCCGAGCGAAACUCACAGCUGA